AUGUCGCGCGGCCUCACAUCAGCCGGACCAGCUGCCUUCGUGCUCUUGGCAUUUACUCUCUAUCAAAGUUUUCUGAGCACUGGUAUCGUCUACGGCUGGCCAUCGCUCCUCUCCCUUCUUCGCAACGAGAACGUGUACAGACAUCGUUGCGAGAAUUAUGCAGAGACCUGCCCCGAGCGCACGCUGGCCUUCAACCUGGUUUUCAGCAUAGGUGCAAUGGUGAAUGUUUCCGGUGGCGUGGCCUGCGGAUUCCUCGUGGAUACUGUCGGCCCGCGGAAGGGCAUCCUCACAGGUUUGCUGCUAAUCAUUGCAGGAAGCUUGUGCUUGGGCCUUGCAGAUAUCGAAAGCGACUGGGCUUGGCCUGUUGCUUACAUCUUCUACGGCCUUGGCGGUUGCUGUGUUCACUUGUCAAGCUUCUCUUUGGGAAAUGCCUUUGGCAAGUCAAAGGGUGUGGUCGUAUCUUGCUUGGUGGCCAUGUUCUCCAUCUCCGCACUUGCUUUCCAAGGAUUCAACCUCGCCUACCGAGCAGGGCUGACACUUCAAGCUGUGUCACUGAUCCAUGUUGGCCUGGAAGCAGUGAACAUGUGCUUUUCCGGCUGGCUUUGGCCAGAUGCAGCAGUAAAGCCAGGAAGCCAGCUGACUUUCUCGCGAUGCCGCAUCAAAACAACCACCGGAUUGGAGCGAGCAGGAAGCGGGCCUAAAGGUCUUACUGUUCGGGAGCGGUGCGUUUUGGCAUUGAGCAUUGCCUGGUCCUGGAAGUUUGUCGGUUUCCUGACAUUCCACUUUACUCAGCUCGGUCUCAACCGAUGUUUAAUGGGAUGGAUGGCAGCCGAACUCCGUUGGAAGCACGAGCUGCUCCUCAGCGAUGGCAGGCGGGGACUGGAUGUGGAUCAUGAACUUUCUGUGUUCAACUUCUUGCAAGCAGCCGCUGGAUUUGUUUCCAUCCCAGCCUUUGGCUGGCUAGUGGCAAGAUUUGGACACCGGCGUGCCCCUUUCUGUGCUACCGCCGGCCUUGCUGUACUGUUCCUGAUGAUUCGGCCCUUCAGCGAGCCGUGGUUGCUGCCCGUCUUGUAUGUGGUGUCCGCCUGCCACCGUCAGCUCUUCUUUUCGACGUUUUUUACGUUCAUGAUAUCCGAAUAUCCUGCUGAACUCUUUGCCACACUUGCUGGCAUGGCAAAUAUUCUUGCUGGUCUCGUGUCCUUCCUGCAGAACCCUCUUUUGGACGUUGUGCUGCGGAACAUGGAUGGAAACUUCCUGCUGCCAUUGCUGGUACAGCUAGGACUUGCUUCGCUGGUACUUGCCUGUAGCCUGGUUGCCUGGAUUUACGACAAGCCCACGCAGCCGCCACCAGCAGAAUUGGACACGGAGACUGAAACGGGACAAGCAAGCCCGCAGUCUGCUAAGCUAAGCCCGCAACAUCCGCCAGUUGAGACUAUGGAGUCUACCGCGGCAACAAAGCUGCAGCUCUAA
Messenger RNA from Symbiodinium pilosum, 1470 nucleotides. The record is from the annotation of a GenBank genome assembly. Lineage: Eukaryota; Dinophyceae; Suessiales; Symbiodiniaceae.